AGGACAAAGGAAGUUUUCUUUUCGAUCUUAACUGGUUCCUUCACCAUCGAUAGAAUCCCGCGAAUAGAAUGCGUAAUGAUCCUACCAUAGAACAUAGAUUGCCUCGUGUGUUUUCUGCCUUUUUUUCUCAUUCUUUCCUUCUCCCGAAACGGAGCAGAACGCGCUGUGCCGGGUGUCUCCAUCACCCACACCUCCCUCCGUUCUCUCGGAUGAAUCGCCUCCAGGACGCCGGGCAUUAUGCUUGUCUGCUCUACAUGGCGCCUCAACUCCGUUGGUUUUUACAUUGCGCAGCACCCGUGGCUGAAGGCAGCCGGACUCGUGAAGAUCGGCUUCAGCACCUGCCUCGAGACGCGGUUGGACAUGGCUUCUUUUAAAACGUGCUUUACACCGGAGUGGUACUACGCCUCCGUGUUCGAAUGCAAAACGGCGAAGGAGGCGCUGCUGCUGGAGCAGUCGGUGCUCUUCUGCCUGCGCGAGAAGCGGGUGGAGCAUCGCGAGCUUCUUCGCCUGCAUGAGGAAGAGGUGGCGGAGGUGGCGGCGACGGUGGCUGACAAGAUGAACCUCUCAGUCACUCAGCGCACCCUACCUGUUUAUGCGUCCCCCUCCUCUUCUGCUAGCGGGUCCGCCGUCUCCAUCGAUGCAGACGAUCUGCCGGGCACAGCAGCGAGUGGCGGCACGUCGAAGAAGAAGAGUGAUGUGGCGCUCUCGUUAACGCCACGGCAGAUCGAGACCACCAUCGCUCCCUAUCGAUCUCUGCUGGAAUCUGUGAGGUUGAAUGCACCACCAUCCGUCGCGCGCACGCUGCAAGGCGCGUCCUCGCUCACCCUGUCUCCUGCGGAGGCCGAUAUGGAAAGUGAAGAGAAGGAAGAGGAGGAUCUUGCGGGGUUCGACUACGACUUUCUCUCUUCUUGGGUCGACGGCAGCGACUACCACGUCGACCGUCUGCGACCGUACCAACAAGAGGCGGUGACGCGGCUGGUGGCCGAACUCGAACAAAAUCGGAAGGCCGUGUGUCAGAUGGCGUGCCGCUGCGGCAAGACGCCCGUGGCCUACCACGUCAUGCAGCACGCACUGCAAAGCAAGGGCAGUGGGCGGGUGCUGUACCUCGUCCCUGGGCUGUCUCUGCUUCGCCAAACAGCGCGGAAGCUGGUGGCCUACGGCUUGAGUAGCGACACUCCACUCCUGUUGAUUGGAUCGGAUCCCGUGCCGGUGAUCCUUGAUGGCGGUCGCAGUCAGCCCAUGACGACGGACCCCAACGUGAUUCGAGAAACUGUCCUCGGCAACCCGAAGCUCGUCGUUGUCUCCACCUACCACUCCUCGCCGCUCUUGAAGAGUGUGAAUGUUUUCCAGCUUACGGUGUUUGAUGAGUGCCACCGCGUGUGCGGCAGUGCGGCGGACACCGCCUUCAAUUCCAUGCUGAAGCUGCCCCUGCACGGACGCCGUCUCUUCCUCACCGCCACGCCGACGUACGACACGCCUAUUAAGAUGAGUGACAGGGCCUACUUUGGCGGCAUUGCCUACCGUUACUAUCUGCGCGAGGGCAUCGACGGCGGCUACGUGAACCCCUUUUCGGUGCGCAUCGUGCUGGGGGAGGACAUGGCCAAGAUGAAUCCCUACCUUUACGAGGCGAUGCGCAUGGUGGACAAGCUGCUCGUCUUCUGCCGUAAUAUCGCACACGCGAGGAGGCUGCAGGAAGAACUUCAGGCCGAAUCGCCGCCGCACGACGUCACACCCUUCACGGUGCUCAUCGCCCACUCUCGCAUGGGCAGUGCGGCGGUGGCCGAGGCGCUGCAGUGCUUCACCACGACAAAGCGAUGUCUUCUCCUGAACGUGCGACUCUUCCAGGAGGGGGUGGAGAUCCCUGACCUGAACGCCGUCUUCUUUGCGGCUCCCCGAUACAGCUCCCGCGACAUCAUCCAGAGCAUCUGCCGCCCCCUCAAUAAGGUGGAGGGCAAGCCGUCCUCCUUUGUGUUUCUGCCCGCCGUCUUCGACAAACGGCGUGCCGCCAGCCACCCCAUCAACCUGCAGAACUUCUCCACUCUCGUCCCGUUCACCGACGCACUCAUGGACGAGGACCCGAUGCUGUUCGAGUACAUGAUCGACCCGCAGAAGAAGGCCUACGACAUCGGUGUCGUCGGCGUGCGCUCGCUGAAGCUGACAUCCGACAAGCUCCACCGCUUCGUCCUGCCAUCCAUCCGGCGCGGCGUGCGCUACUCCUCCCGGGACACGGACCGCCUGCACCGCAACGCCCGUCUGCCGUGGAGGACGAUCUUUGGCGAGAUGAAGCGUAUCGUGCUCGAGUGCAACCGCUACCCGAAGGCCAACGACGCGUGGGUAGUCGGCGAGACGCCCAUCUCGCUGAACCUCUUCUACCAGUACGUGCGCAAAGGCUACAAGCUUCACGCCAGCGGUCAGCCGACGUACCUGCAGAUGCACCAAAUACGCGACCUCGAGAGUCUGCCGCAGUGGACGCGGUACGGCGUACACGGUCCGUAUCCGUGGAGGGAGUGCAUGCAGACCCUCGCACGGCACCUCCGCGCGCACCGCACCGUGCCCCCGCUAGAUGUCCACAAAGGCGGCUACAUUGGACUCGACGCGACACCUUUUGAGCGGCUGUCCGGCUGCUUGAUGCACGUCAACCAGUCCGACAGCCGGCUGUGCACUUGCCUGGCACCGGAGAAGCAGGCUGAUUUAGACCGACUGUGCAAGCAGUAUCACUUGCGGUGGCGCAAGCGUCGCACAAAGGACGGUACGAUCGUCAAGAGCGACGUGACGAUGAUUACGCAGUCUUACAACCAGUUCAAACGUCUGUUCGAGAACGCCUCAAAGGUGCCAGCGUUUCAGACCUACCUGGACAUGCACUUCCCCGGCUACCCAGAGAAGCAUGCGCGGAUGGAGACGUUGGAUAACUUGCGCAAAGGGAGUGUGCCGCCGCGGUGCUCGCUGCGCAGGCACGCGGGGCCGAAACGCAAGGCCCGCCGAACGGCGAGUGGAGCUGCAAUGGACCGCAAAGUGAUGUGCCGCAUCUGUCGUGAGCACAUUCCUGUCCUAAAGUGGGCGACGCACCUUUCCAGCCGGAAACACAAACGUGCACAGCAGGCCAUUGCUGAGACUACUGCGCCUCUCUCCUUAAAACCGGCUGAUGAGUGA
Leptomonas pyrrhocoris is the source of this 3150-nucleotide messenger RNA. Its product is annotated as helicase-like protein. Gene Ontology annotation, molecular function: 3'-5' DNA helicase activity; DNA binding; hydrolase activity. Bases 238 to 3150 code for a protein of 970 amino acids. Gene Ontology annotation, biological process: transcription initiation at RNA polymerase II promoter; nucleotide-excision repair. Gene Ontology annotation, cellular component: transcription factor TFIIH holo complex; transcription preinitiation complex; nucleotide-excision repair factor 3 complex. The record is from RefSeq and is a predicted model, not a curated record. The transcript has a single exon. NCBI's taxonomy places the organism in Eukaryota, Euglenozoa, Kinetoplastea, Trypanosomatida, Trypanosomatidae.